Molecule: messenger RNA, 1303 nt
Organism: Macadamia integrifolia
Lineage: Eukaryota; Viridiplantae; Streptophyta; Magnoliopsida; Proteales; Proteaceae
Product: cucumber peeling cupredoxin-like
Exons: 3
Coding region: 663-1160 (165 amino acids)
Cellular component (GO): plasma membrane
Molecular function (GO): electron transfer activity
Source: RefSeq, a predicted model, not a curated record
GGUCGAACAUGACAAAACCCCUCCUCACAUCUCGAUUUCAUAAUCCUCGAUCUCUCGCGCUCUCGUCUCUCUUGCACUCCAUGUUCUCUGCAACCUCUUCACUGGAAUCAUUCUCAGAUCAAGGACAAAGAAACCAACCGAUGUUUAUAUCAGUCUACACCUCCUCUCUCGUGCUCUCUUCUCUCCCUCUCUCUCUCUCCCUGCUGAACUGGAAGUCCUUCAUCGAUUGCUUACCUGAACUAGAGUGAAGCGCCUGACGUGGCUGCGAUCUCUGAUCUCUCUCGCCUGAAGCACCCUCUCCCGAAGCUCGUAAGCAAGCAAGGUCUGGUUUAGUUAGGGUUUGAAUACAUAACCCUAAUCUGAGGGUUCGUUUUUCCUUGGUUCCUAAAUCUCUUACGAAAGAUUAGUUUGGCACGCAAGACGUUCCUGUCCUGUUUCGAUGGAGACACACCAAAAGAGGAGACCAACCAAACAAAGCAAUUAAUGAGGAUGACUAGUCAAACCAUUCUCUGAGUCUUUUGCUUCCUUACGUAUGUCCACGUGGCAUCAAUCACCAUCUAUAAAUACUCAAUCGUGGCAUCCAUCAGUUCCUUAACAAUGGUUGCUGAUAUAGACUGCAGGAACGAGAUAGUGAAUUAAAAGAGGUAAUCACAGAGGAAAAGAUGGCUUCCUUGAGUUCUUUCAUGGGUUGGUUGCUUGGAUGCAUGUUUAUCAUUGCAGCUCUACUUCAGGGAGCGGAUGCUGAGACAACUCACACUGUUGGAGGUAGUAUAGGAUGGACUAUUCCUCCUUCUAACUUCUCAUAUGAAACAUGGGCUGCAUCACAGACGUUCAUGGUUGGCGAUUACCUAUUUUUCAAUUUCACAAGUAAUACUACUAAUGACGACGUGGCAGAGGUCUACUCAAAAGCUGAUUAUGAAUCCUGCAACAAGACGAGCGUCUCUAUUACUUUGGGAUCAUCAUUAAGCACCCUCAUUACUACCGCAGGAGAACACUACUACUUCUCCACCAUUGGCCAAAACUGUGUAAAGAACCAGAAGCUGGCAAUCAAUGCUUCUGGUACUCCCAUCUCCUCACCAUCUCCACCCAGCUCGGCAUCUCUCACUGUUGGCGGCUUCACUCUUCUUCUGCUAUCCACUAUCAUCCCUUUCUUUUAUUAGAAUGUGUUAUACAUUGCCAUAUUUAGAGCAGAUUUUCUCUCUCAGUUUUUCUUUGCAUUUUCUUUAGCCCCUUCCAUGGGCGUACAUAUCACAUUGAAAUUCAAUAUUUAAUAAACCUUUGGUGUGAAUUUUAUUGGGUUUUU